This is a messenger RNA of Coturnix japonica (Japanese quail), 6965 nucleotides long. RefSeq names its product AMMECR nuclear protein 1 (gene AMMECR1). The record is from RefSeq and is a predicted model, not a curated record. Gene Ontology annotation, cellular component: nucleus. Lineage: Eukaryota; Metazoa; Chordata; Aves; Galliformes; Phasianidae.
CUUUAAUCGCACACCCACAGCAACCCAGAUCUUUAAAUUCAGCAAUUCUUUCUCAGGUUUCAGCAAGUCAUUGGCAGCCUGAGCUAUUUUUGGGAUAUUUUCUCUACUGCAGAUGCAGCUUAGGAAAACGCAGGGAGCAUGCUAAAGACCUGCAGCUAUUUGCCUUGUACAAUUUGCUCAUUUCUCUUUAUUUCUCUGUUUUCCUGCACUGAUCACUUAAAGGACAAUCUCUCUUGCAAACAAAAUCCCCGGAGCCUGAUUAGAGGGACCGAAGGCUCCCAGACACGGAUUGCCUGCCAGCCACAGCACGGCGGAGCGGGCCCGGCAGGAGGCGGAGCGGGCCGCCGCACGUCCCCCAGCCGCUCGGCCGGCCCCCCCGCCAUGGGUCGGAAGCGCUGCGUGGGGGGAGACGGCUCCAAGAUGGCGGCGGGUUGCUGCGGGGUGAAGAAGCAGAAACUCUCCAGUUCCCCUCCGUCGGGCUCAGCCGGCCCGGGAGGCGGCGGCGGCGGCUCCCACUGCGGCGGGGCGGCGGCGGCGGGCGGCGAGCCGGGGGCGUUGCCUCCGCCUGGGGGCCCCCGCCUCAACGGCCUCGGGGGGCUGGCGGGGGGCGCCGCCGGCUGCGCCCUGGCCCCGCCGCUGCCGCCCAGCUGCGGCGGGGGCCCCGCCGGCCUCUCCCCUCCGGCCGCCUCGCUGCUCGCCUCCCCCGGCGCCGGCUCCGGCGGGCCCGGCUGCAGGAAGAUGGUGGUGUCGGCCGAGAUGUGCUGCUUCUGCUUCGAUGUGCUCUACUGUCACCUGUACGGCUACCAGCCCCCGCGGAGCCCCCGCUUCACCAAUGACCCCUACCCGCUGUUUGUAACGUGGAAGAUUGGUCGAGAUAAACGAUUGCGUGGAUGCAUAGGUACUUUUUCUGCCAUGAACCUGCAUUCAGGACUCAGGGAGUACACACUUACUAGUGCCCUUAAAGAUAGUCGUUUCCCCCCAAUGACGAGGGAUGAGCUGCCACGGCUUUUCUGCUCUGUCUCCCUCCUCACUAACUUUGAGGAUGCCAGUGACUACUUGGACUGGGAGGUGGGUGUACAUGGCAUUAGAAUAGAAUUCAUCAAUGAAAAAGGAUCAAAACGCACCGCCACCUACCUACCGGAGGUUGCAAAGGAGCAAGGAUGGGACCACAUUCAAACCAUAGAUUCCUUAUUGAGGAAAGGAGGCUACAAAGCUCCGAUCACUAAUGAAUUCAGGAAAACCAUAAAGCUAACCAGGUACCGUAGUGAGAAGAUGACCAUGAGCUACACAGAGUACCUUGCCCACCGUCAGCAUCAUCACUUCCAAAAUGGCAUUGGGCACCCCCUUCCACCAUACAACCAUUAUUCCUGACACUGAGCCGCAUGACCAGUCACUGGACCUCUCUGCAGACCUCUUCCCAGGAGACCCUGCCCCUUCUUGGUCUAGCUAUCUCUAUUACUGUACCAUUUUAUGAUGAUAGUUUCCGUUGCCAUUUUGAGGCUUCUCCAUAGUUGGUUAAGCUCAUUGUGGCAACGGGAGGGAAAACUGCGUUAUUACAAAGAUCCCAUACUUUUUUAUUGAAUCACUGCAGAUUUUUUUGCAGCAUAUAUAGCCCUUGGGUUUUUUAUGAAAUGUUAAAUUUCUACUUCAUUAGCAUUGAAUUAUAUCAGUCAAGACUUUCUGUGACUGUGGAUGGAAGGAAGAGUUUAAGGAUUACAAUUAGGGAUUCUUUGCUCAGAAAAAAGAGAAAGAAAAAAAGGCACUCAUGGCUUUUUCAUUAAUAGCUCUGUCAGGGAAUGAAACAUAUCAGAUUCAGGUAUUAUAUUAGACAAUGAAUAGCAUUUUCUUAACCUUCUUAAUAGUAGUCUGUGGUACAAUAUUUCAUAGACAUUCUUCUUCCCUUUGAGCUUUUCCGUGAGCUCCGUGCCAUGGUUGAGCAAAGAGCUCGUGGAAAACAAAAGAAACACAGGGAAGAAGAAACUCUGAAAUAUGGAAAAAGGACCUGGCCACUUGGGAGGAACAUGGGAAUGCUGUCAGGACCUGCAGGGAUGCGGCGAGGAAGGCUAAGGCCCACUUGGAGUUAAAUCUGGUGAGGGAGGUCAGGGACAUCAAGAAAAGUUGUGGGAAUUGUUUUGUUUUUUUUCCAGUAUCUCAGUAGCAAAAGGAAAACUAGGGAAAAUGUGGGCCCUGCUGCUUAAUGAGGUGGGUGCCCUGGUAACAGGGGAUGCUGAGAAGGUGGAGAUGCUGAACACCUUCUUUGCUUCAGUCUUUACUAAUUAGACUGUCCCGCUGGAACCUCAGACCAAGGAGCUAAGAGAGUCUGGAGAAAGGAGGACUUCCCCUCGGUCCAGGAGGAUCAUGUCAGAGAUCAUCUAGGCAACCUUGACUCACACAAAUCCACUGAUCUCAAUGGGAUGCACCCACAAGUGCUGAGGAAGCUGGCAGAAGUGAUUGCCAAACCACUAUUGGAGAAUGGGAAAGGUGCCCAAAGACUGGAGGACAACCAGUGCCACUCCAGCCUUCAAAAAGGAUGAGAAGGAGCUGGGAAACUACAGGUCAGUUGGCAUCACCUCUGUCCCCGGAAAGGUGAUGGAACAGCUUGUUCUGGAUGUCAUCACCAAGCACGCAGAAGAGAAGGUGGUUAUCUGGAGUAGUCAGUGUGGAUUCACCAAGAGGAAAUCAUGCUUGACCAACUUGGUAGACUUCUGUGAUAUCAUCACCAGCUGGGUAGAUGAGGGAGACUGAUUGACUUCAGCCAGGCUUUAGACAAGACUGUGCAGCCAUUCAGCAGGACAUUACAGGUUGGCGAUUUGGGCAGAGAAGAACCUGAUGAACUUUAGGAAGAGCAAGUGUAGGGUCCUGUUUCUGGGAAGGAAUGACUCCUUGCAUCAGUAGAGGUUUAGGGGCCAGCUUGCUGGAAAGGUGUUCUAAAGAGAAGGAGCUGAGUGCUGGCUGUGAGGCAGCAGUGUGCCCUUGUGGCCAGGAAGGCCAACUUUAUCUUGGGGUGUGUUACAAAGAACAUGGCCAGCAGAUCGAGGAGCUGAUCCUCCCCCCACUUCUCUGCCCUGGUGAGGCCACAUCUGAAGCACAGUGUCCAGUUCUGGGCUCCCCAGUUCAAGAUAUCUUCUAGAGAGAGUUGGAGAAGGGCCACAAAGAUGAAAAAGGGCUGGGAGCAUCUCCUGUGCGAGGAGAGGCUGAGAGACCUGGGGCUGUUCAGUCUGGAGAAGGGAAUGCUGAGAGGGGAUCUCAUCACUGUUUAUAAAUAUCUAAAGUGUAGGAGUCAAAUGGAUGAGGACAGGCUCUUUUCAGUGACGUGCAGCAAUAGAACAGGGGACACUGGGCAAAAAAACUGGAACACAGGAAGUUUCAUAACAAACAUGAGGAAGAACUUCACUACUUUGAGAAUAACAGAGCACUGGAGCAGGCUGCCCAGAAAGGUGGUGGAGUUUCAAUUUCUGGAUUCAAUAUUCUGAUUCAAUAUUCAAGACCCACCUGGAUGCCUUCCUAUGUGAUCUGCUUUAGGGAACCUGCUUUAGCAGGGGAUUGGACUGCAUGAUGUCCAGAGGUUCCUUCCAGCCCCUAGAAUUAUGUGAUUCUGUAACAGUAUCUCACCCCUGCAGUAAAGAUUUACUGUAGCUAUAUAUGUAGGUUGCUCUGAAAAUAAUGCCUCCUAUUAAUUUACAUGGAAACUACAACAGGUACAAAGAGCACAGUAACACUACUUGAUAGAGAAAAUGCUCAGCUACAGAACACUAUUUUUCAACGCAGUCAUCACCGUUAGCAGAGACUGCCCUUCUGCUGCCAUCUGUCACACAGCAACAAAACAUAACAGAUUAUUUAUUGGUGGGAACGUUCAGUCUCUGCUGCCAUCCCACCAACAACUGCCUCUGAUUUUGUGGGCCAACAUCAUAAAGUAGGAGGCAUUACUUUCAGAGCAGCCCUUGUACAUGACCUCCAGCUCCAGCACACAGCCAUAAUUUGAAGGUUCGUAUAAAAAUGCUUUUCUGGAUAUGAAAAAGCAAUUAAGCGUAAUAAGAGGUGAGCAGCGUGCUCAGAAUCAUGUGGUCUAAUUGAAAGUGUGUGACGUAACUCAGUAGGAUACCUUUAUCUCCUGUUCUGCUCCAGAAGCUGAGGGCAGCCCAGCACUGUCAAGCCUCCUCCUCAUCAUGCAUUUGUAAUGAGACAAUGCCUUUCUGAUGAUCUCAAAUUAGAAGUCACGUUUGUUUUUAGAACCAGAUUGGUGAGUAGCGGAUGUCAUGUUAGGGAGAAAAUGGAUUUAGAUUUUAGUGCCUUUGACUAUGACAUGGUUAUACUUGCAUAUAAAAUUCAUAGAAAAAAUAUAGCAAACGCACCAGACGUUCCAGCAAUCUACAUUGAGUUCUGUGCUGCUCUGGUGUCAGGUUUUGGGGGAUUUUAUAAAGUGAGAUAUUUUUCAUUUUCUUUUGUUUUUGGUGGGGUUUUUUUAGCUUAUUUUAGAAAACAAAAAUCCCUGUUUUGUUCUUGCUUGUGCUUUUGAAUUGGUGGGGUUUUAUCAAGUCAUGAAUAGCUGGGUACCUUGUUGAAAAAAAAAAGAGAUAGUGUUGUGCAAGAGCACAGGACAAGUAUGCCAUAAUUUGUACAUGUUUCCAUGUAUCACAGGAAUAGUACUUGAGAGCUGUAAGUACUUUAUAAUGACUCUCCACAAGGUAGGGGAAAGAAAACUGAUGAGAACUUCUAACAAGUGUAGAAAUAGGACUUUUUAAGCAGUGUGCGUGGUGUGGUUGUAGGCUGGGAGCUGCCUCCUCGCUCACGUGCCUGUAGAACGCCCACCAAUACCCGCUGUAGUUCAGUGCAUGUUUUAGGGGACUCCACAUCCCAUCUGGUAUGGAAAAGACCUUCCUCAUAUGGGCGAGUCAAUUACGGUAAGCAGAAAUUGCAGUUGUUAUUUCGAAUAAGGAGCGUUUUUAAAAAUCCAUAUAGCACUCAGAUAAAUGAAGAUCAAGUUCAGAUAUGGAUAAAUGAUCCCUCAUGUGAGAAACGCCACUUAAUGUGAGCGGAGGUUCUUGUAGAAGGUCUUUUGUGUUCCUUCAUCCACAGCAUCCGAUGUCCAAAUAUUUCCAUUUUCAGUUGUGAUGCCUUAAUUUCUAAGCAGAGGGCCUGAAGCGUCAGGAGCCAAGAGGUGCCAGGCAGACGCUGCAGAAACUAAUAGAUGUUUAUACAGAGGCUAUUUUGGAUGAUAUUGUUGUCUUGUUUCUACUUGGGGGGAGCGGUUUAAAAUGGGUUUGUCUUCAAGUGGAAGCUGUGAACCGGUGGCUGCCCAAGAGGUGUUUUGGUUCUGUUUUUUUUUUUCCUUGCCCUUAUAGGGAAACUGAGCACAAACUGAAUCAUUCUGCUGCAAAAAACAAACAAGCAAAACACAAAGUCAUCCCACCCUGUCUUUAGCCGUCAUCUCGUUGCAGACGCUCCCAGCGCUGCCUGAGCUCAUCGUUAGAAGUUUUUUUAAGCAGAUCUAUUAUAUAUAGAAAUAUAUAUGUAUUGAAAGGUGCUAAUCAACCUCAAGCAGGUCACGUGACUGGUCAUGCGGAUCUAAAAAUCAUAUCAGAUUUUUUUAAGAAAUCUUCGAUAUAUGCAGAUGUUAUACAGAAUUUCUUACCAGUGUAAUAAUAAUAUACUGAUGAAUAAACAAUCCUGCGGGUUUUUAAGGACAAGGUCAGCAAUACUCCCCCACCAUGGCUUGGGGGGGAAAGGAUAGUUUUGUCUCCUUUUUGUAUACAGCAUAAUGCACAAUGCAUUUUUGUCUAUCUAUCUCUUAGUAGCCGUCGCUUACAGAUAUGGUUAAAAGGGUGUUAUACAAACUGUAAAGGUGUGCUUUCAACACGACUUAACGCCAGGCCCUUCUGGACCAGAGUUUUGUAUCACUAAUUAAAAAAAGCUGUUACGAAGUUCUGCGGUCAAUCAGGUUGUAUGGUAUUUUUUUGUAGAGAAGAUUGGAAUAAUCUGUUUAUCGACAGUGUUUGUAGGGCACCUACCUCCUCAGCACAAGACCGAGUGCUGAGAAUACUGCGGAUUGCUUCUAAUUGUGGGGUUACCUGUACGAAACAUGCAGUUCACUGUGACACAGUGGCACAGAAUAGGUCUGUUGGCCUAAAGCGAAUCGACAAUUGCUUUCACAGUUGCCAUUCUCUCAUAGUUAUCACUCUGUAUUGCUGGAUUUAGAUGUAUUUGUAUUGUUGUUUUGGUUUUUUUUUUAAUUUGGGGGCACUUCAUAAGAAGUGAAGGUACAACCAGGUAGCUGAUUUCACUCUUUAAGUUGGAAUGCUGAUCUUUGAUAAGCACUAAAUCCAUUUGCCUUAUUCCUUGAAUAUUUUUAUUAUUUUUUUUUUUUUAAAUUAUUCUUGUGCUUAACUUUUCUCAAGUCCCCCCUUCUGUAAACAAAGUGAGGCAGCAGAACCCCAGCCUGGCAUCAGGCUGUUGCGUAGCCGUGCCUCAAGUGGCCUUCCUUCCUCCUGGACCGCUGCAGCACCGACUGACCUGGCACCAUCUCAGCCCCAACGCUGGUCCCAGCAGGGGGAGGGCACCUGAGAGUUCUGACCUCAGAUACGAUCCUAAGAGAGUCGAAUCCCAUUUGCACACCCUGGCGUUUGUAUACGGACCUCUUUACUUGUCUUCAAAAUGUGCGGGUUUUUAAAGUCGUUGUCUGGAGUAGGUUACAUCUCUCAUGUGUGUUAGACCGAACCAAAGAAGCCUCCAGCCAUGCCCAGAUGCUGCUCCUGAAGCCUGCCUUCCAGUCCUUGCAAAAGCCCCGCAGGAUUAAAUGUGUUAAUUUUUUUAUUUUUGUACAGUUUCUAACUGAUUUUUGCUAGUGAUGUUAAUUGAAUUAAGUUUAUUUGGGGGAGUCCGAGGACCUCCAUUGAAAUAAACCGGUGACUUUUCCUUUUAUGUUAAAAAAAAAAGAAAAAGAAAAAGGAAAUUAAAAAAAAAAAAAG